AUGGACGAUCAGCCGCCCGUGGACGGCCAAGAGGACACUCUCGGCGGCAUCGAGGGCUCCCCGAACAUGGCCGGCGGACAUGGCUUCGAGAACGGCAACCACCGUCCACACCCGUCGCAAUCAUUCGACUCAGCCAUGGCUGAUGCACCCUACUCCCCAGACGAAAUGGACCCUGCAGCACGGUACACCACUCCUCCCAUCCCACAGAAUGCCCAAGCAGGCUCGAAUAUCUCCAGACCGCCCUCACAGGUGUCCAGCCAGGGCUAUGGGGAUCGCGCGUCCGCAGGCGUUCCCUCAGAGCCAGGCGCCGCAAACGGCCGAAACCAUGUCGUGAUAAAAGUCGGGAUGGUGGGAGAUGCGCAGAUCGGCAAGACGUCGUUGAUGGUCAAAUACGUCGAGGGCAGCUGGGAUGAGGACUACAUUCAGACGUUGGGCGUCAACUUCAUGGAGAAGACAAUCAGCAUCCGGAACACGGAGAUCACAUUCAGCAUCUGGGACCUGGGCGGACAGCGCGAGUUCGUGAACAUGCUGCCUCUUGUCUGCAAUGAUGCUGUCGCCAUCCUUUUUAUGUUCGAUCUGACGCGCAAGAGCACUCUGAACAGCAUCAAAGAGUGGUACCGCCAAGGACGUGGCUUCAACAAAACGGCCAUCCCUAUCCUGGUCGGCACCAAGUACGACCACUUUGUGAACUUCCCACGUGAGGACCAGGAGGAGAUAUCGAAUCAGUACACAGGCGCGUCGUUUCGCAAAGGCAAUGCGCGCGCUGCCCUGAUUUUCAGUAGCACUAGUCACAGUAUCAACGUGCAAAAGAUAUUCAAGAUUGUGCUGUCCAAAGCUUUCGACUUGAAGUGCACAAUACCCGAGAUCGAGAACGUCGGCGAGCCACUCCUCCUCUACCAAAACUGCUAG
Diaporthe citri is the source of this 909-nucleotide messenger RNA. RefSeq lists its product as uncharacterized. NCBI's taxonomy places the organism in Eukaryota, Fungi, Ascomycota, Sordariomycetes, Diaporthales, Diaporthaceae. The record is from RefSeq and is a predicted model, not a curated record. Gene Ontology annotation, cellular component: spindle pole body. The coding region runs from base 1 to 909 and encodes 302 amino acids. Gene Ontology annotation, molecular function: GTPase activity; GTP binding. The transcript has 3 exons. Gene Ontology annotation, biological process: regulation of exit from mitosis.